This is a messenger RNA of Nannizzia gypsea CBS 118893, 861 nucleotides long. RefSeq lists its product as hypothetical. Lineage: Eukaryota; Fungi; Ascomycota; Eurotiomycetes; Onygenales; Arthrodermataceae. The coding region runs from base 1 to 861 and encodes 286 amino acids. The record is from RefSeq and is a predicted model, not a curated record. The transcript has a single exon.
AUGUUUACGUUUGUUAUAACGACGAUUGUAGGGUGGUUUCUGUGGUUUAUCCCUAACGCCGUUGUUCGGCAUACCCCUCAAAGCUGGCUUAUCAAUAUCUCGCACCGUCUGGAGCGUGGCCGGAGAAUCAAUAAUUCCAACUGGGGAGACCCGGUUGUUAGGAUUACGCAUAAUAUCGUCGUUAAGUAUGGGGCUGGUGUCUCUCCCGGCGAAGCGGCAACUCAAGAAUAUGCCUACCAACAUGUUGACCCCAAGAUUGUUCGAGUUCCGAAAGUAUACCGCUAUUUCCAGCACCGUGACCCCUUGGAUGCCAAGCUGAAAGGCUACCUCUUUAUGGAAUAUAUACCCGGUCAAAACCUGAAAACUUUGAAUAACAUCGGCCCAAACAGUGAAAUAACAAAGAAACUGACGAAAAUAAUCAUCCACCUGGGGCAGAUAACAGGCGGAAGUGUACCUGGCCCUGUUGGCGGCGGGAUACCCCGAGGGGCCCUGUGGGGGGAUAGCGGUGCAAAGAGGGAGUUCCAGUCCCUAGAAGAUGUGAACGACUGGAUUAACAAGCGGAUGGAAACCCUUGAGGAGACCAUUGACCUAACUCCUUAUCCGCUUGGCCUUUGCCAUAUGGACCUAUGCCGUCGCAACAUGAUACUGAUGAAAGAUAAGUCGCUAUGCCUACUCGACUGGGGCUAUGCUGGAUUCUUUCCACGGUUUUAUGAAAUGGCAGCCAUAAAAUGCGGCAAUGACCAUUAUAGCACCCCACUAUUUGAGGCCACUUCCAGAGCGAUAAUUUUGACGGAAGAAGAGCUCCGGUGCAUGGAUUUGGUUAUUAGAGCCCGGGAUGCCAGCUUCCAAUGGACGUUGUGA